AUGAUUGCCUCCAACCCCUUAUUGGGACUCCUAACAACUUUGUUUGUCUCUCAGGAAGCUGCAAGCGCCUCCUUAAGCACCCUGUAUAAGGAGACGGUCCACCCCUGAAUUGACCUCAUUGAUUCCCUGAGAGCACUUGCAGUGGAAAACAACUUGGCAUUGCCAGCGAUUGCUGCGAUUGGACACCAGAGCUCUGGGAAAAACUCAGUUCUAGAAGCCCUGUCUGGAGUUGCACUCCCUUGGGGCAGUGGUAUUGUUACCCGAUGCCCCUUAGCGCUCAAACUGAAGAAACUGCCGCAUAAAAGCAAGUGGAAAGGGGACAUCCAGUAUUCAGGCAAGAUGUGCCCACUGACUAGCCCAUCAGAUGUAGAAGCUGCAGUAAUCAAGGCCCAAGAUGAGAUAGCUGGAACAGGAGUGGGCAUUAGCCACAAUUUAAUUAGUCUGGAAAUCAGCUCUCCAGAUGUUCCAGACCUUACUCUGAUUGCUCUGCCAGGGAUUGCAAGAGUGGCGGUGGACAACCAGCCACAAGACAUUGGCCAACAGGUAAGUUGGCAUUGAUCAAAACAUAUUUGCAAGCACGAAACGAUCAAUUUGGUGGUGGUGCCAAGUAACAUAGAUAUUGCAACCACAGAGGCACUGAAAAUGGCUCAGGAGGUAGACCCUCAGGGAGAGAGAGCGCUUGACAUUCUGACCAAGCCUGAUCUGAUUGACAAAGGAACGGAGCAAGAGGUAAUUAACAUCGUCCAAAAUCAAAGAGUUCCUCUGAGAAAAGGAUACAUAAUAGUGAAAUGCCAUGGACAAAAUGACAUCAAUGACAAAAUGAGCUUGGAAGAAGCAAUCCAGAAAGAGAAAAUUUUCUUUGAGGCGCAUCCUGUCUUCAGUCCCAGAGAAUUAAGUGGAACUACUAUCCCACUGCUGGCAGAAAGGCUUACAGAGGAGCUGAUAGGACACAUUAUUAAAUCACUACCAGCAUUAGAAAAUCAAAUAAAAGACAAACUUGAAGUAGCACAUAUGAAGCUUCAGCAAUGUGGCCAAGGUGUGCCUGAAACUAUGGAUGAGCAGAUGCUUUACCUUAUAGAAAAAAUCCAAAAUUUCAGUAAAAGCAUUUCUGAAAAAGUGGAGGGUCAGGAAAUUUUAAUGGAUGAGCAAAACUCAAGAAUGCUUGCAGGAGUUUUUACAGGGGCAGUCAUUAUUAACAUAAGCCUGACUGGGUGCCUGGGACCUCUUGGCUUAAUAAUUGAUUGUGUUGCUCUUUCAGUAGGAGGCAUUUUGAAAGAAGUCAGCACCUUUGAUACGAAAUACCGUGGCAAAGAACUCCCUGGGUUUGUCAGUUACAGGACCUUUCAAGAAAUUGUGAAGAUGAACAUAGAGAUGUUACGUUCACCAGCUAUUGAACUCUUAAAGGAAGUUGCAGGUCAGUUCUGCAGUGAUGCUUUACUUUCUAUUCCCAAAUCUGAUUUCUUUCUGUUUAAAUAUAUAUCUAUAUCCUCUUAUUUUCAGAGUGCAGGAAUCCGUAUUGGCACCCAAAUUCCCAUGAUAAUUCGGACUUGCGUUCUCCACGAUUGUGCUGAGAAGUUGCAGACUGCAGUGUUGAUGCUCUUGCAAAAUAAAGAUCAGUACGACUUUCUGCUUCAGGAGGAGAAACAUGUUGCUGGAAGGAGGACCAGGGUAAAGGAACAGAUCAGCCGUCUAACCAAAGCUCAACGGUGCUUGGUAAAAUUUCCCAUUUAAACAGGCAGCGGUAGCUAGUAAUAGGGAAUAUCAUUCAGUGAGUUACUCAUACCAUUGAGUAACUGAAUUAAAUAUUUAUUUUGUUCAUAGUCCACAAUUGUUUAAAGUGCUCACACUAAACAGCUUAGGGCCUGGAUAUCUAAAGGAGUGUCUUCUCCCAUAUACACCAUCCCUUAGAUCAGGUCCCUCUCCAUGAAGCACCCUUGAAGGAGAUAAAGAGGGUGGCUAUGAGGGAAAGGGCCUUCUUAGCUAUGGCACCCCAUCUGUAGAAUCAUCACCCCAAGAAAAUAUAUCCUGUACCGUUGUUAUAUGUGUUUUGGCACCAGAUCAAAGCAUUGUUAUUUUCUUACCAUGUUAUGCUAUUUAGUUUUAUACUGGCUUUUAAACAGUUUGGUACAAGUGGAAUAGCUGUUACUAGGUAUUGUUUUGUUUAUUGUUUGAUUAUAUGCCUGCCAAAUUGUGGAUGUUAUGACAGGCAAGUUAUUCAUAUUAUGGCAAACUAGAUGUGAGUACCAUAGCACAGUAUACUUCAGUUAAAUUAGACUAGAGCUGCUAUUUGGGCCUAUCCACAAACAAUACGCUUGUGCAUUUCUGAGCACAAUUCAAAGCAUAUGGUCACCUAUAAGGCCUUAUUACAGCUUUAGACUGAGACCUCCAAAUAUUUUGGAAUACAGGUGCCAGCAUUCCUUAGUACUGAUCAUGCUGUCAGGGGCUGAUGGGAAUCGGAAAGGUAGGUCUUUUUGAGGUACCAAGCCUUAUGAAGUUUGGUUGAAAACCAUUGAAGAAGCCUUUCUAUUUCCACAGUCACACCUACAAACUCUUCCACAAGGGAGAUUUUCUACACCUGCCUUUUUGGCAAUGCAAAGUACUCCCAUUUGUUUUACCCCUUUUAAAUGGAAGCUGGACUCCAUUUUAUUCUGAGGCCAUGCUUGCGUGUUGAUUUUUGUUUUACUCUGGAACCAGUCAAAGAUAUAGUAAUGGCUUAGAAUAUAACUGUAAACAGCAAUAAAAUGAAACUAAUUUUA
Varanus komodoensis (Komodo dragon) is the source of this 2756-nucleotide messenger RNA. Its product is annotated as interferon-induced GTP-binding protein Mx-like. Gene Ontology annotation, biological process: defense response to virus. Gene Ontology annotation, molecular function: GTP binding; GTPase activity; microtubule binding. Gene Ontology annotation, cellular component: cytoplasm; nucleus; microtubule. Lineage: Eukaryota; Metazoa; Chordata; Lepidosauria; Squamata; Varanidae. The record is from RefSeq and is a predicted model, not a curated record.